AUGGUGAGUUGGCUGAGGUUUCAGCAGAAGGCGGGCCGAGAAAUUCCUCCUGCACUCCAGCUUGACCUCCGCAUUCAUGUGAGGGAGGCAGGGGGUAUGCAGCUGCCCUCAGAAAUUUUCACUAGUGAAACAUUGGAGGUGUUGAAGCUUGAUGUUAACCUUGGUCUUGAUCAACUUUCAACCAUUCCGUCUUUUUGUCUUCCAAACUUGAAAUUACUUGUUAUCCUUGCGACUGUCAUACCAGAUGACGUCGUUGUGACAAGGCUCGUUUCAAGCUGCCCUUUACUGGAAGACCUCACCGUGGAAUUCAGGUGGAACUGUGCCAAUUCAGUAAGUAUCUCUUCACCUUCUCUUUGGAGAUUGCAUUUGAGCGUGUUUAAUGAAAUUGAUGAGUCUCAUAGCAAUGACUUUGUGCUUAUUCAUACUUCGAACUUGGAAUAUCUUGAGUACUAUGAUGAUCUAACUCAAAAUUACUCUAUCACAAACAUGGAUUGUCUUGUCAAAGACAUUCGCAUUGAGAAUACCUUAAUGGAGAAGGUUUUUGAGGCUUUUGAUCAUAUAAUGUUAACAAGUUUAGUUUUACAGUAA
Molecule: messenger RNA, 588 nt
Organism: Beta vulgaris subsp. vulgaris (sugar beet)
Lineage: Eukaryota; Viridiplantae; Streptophyta; Magnoliopsida; Caryophyllales; Amaranthaceae
Product: F-box/LRR-repeat protein At4g14103-like
Exons: 2
Coding region: 1-588 (195 amino acids)
Source: RefSeq, a predicted model, not a curated record